AUGGAAGCUCUCCUUUCCCAAUUCACUCUCCUCUCAAACCAGGCUUUGGAGGACAAGAACUUCGAUCCUUCGACGAUCGAAGAGCUUAUGAAAUUCUUCGAAGUAGAAGCCCACAGAUCAUGGGCUGCACUGGAUGUUGAACAGAAGAAUGCAGUUGAAGAAGCUGAAAUCUCCAUGAGAGAAGCUGAGGACUACCUCAACUUGGUCAUGGAGAGGGCCAUGGACGACUUCAGGAGCUUUGAAGGGGAGCUGGGUCAGGCAGCAAAGGCUGAACUAGAGAGCCUGGUAAAAGAGGCAAAGGCUGCAAAGAAGAGGGGAAAGUUGAUUGAAAGCGCAGCAACAAUUGCGUCCAAGAAAUACAUGGAAGCUGCACUCUCUUCCGCCACUGCUUCAGUGAAAUCAGCAUUCAAGGGAUCCAAGGUUCAUCCUUCUUAA
Messenger RNA from Nelumbo nucifera (sacred lotus), 435 nucleotides. RefSeq lists its product as uncharacterized. NCBI's taxonomy places the organism in Eukaryota, Viridiplantae, Streptophyta, Magnoliopsida, Proteales, Nelumbonaceae. The record is from RefSeq and is a predicted model, not a curated record.